This is a messenger RNA of Harpegnathos saltator (Jerdon's jumping ant), 1099 nucleotides long. Its product is annotated as probable ribosome production factor 1. Bases 46 to 942 code for a protein of 298 amino acids. The record is from RefSeq and is a predicted model, not a curated record. Gene Ontology annotation, molecular function: rRNA primary transcript binding. NCBI's taxonomy places the organism in Eukaryota, Metazoa, Arthropoda, Insecta, Hymenoptera, Formicidae. The transcript has 3 exons. Gene Ontology annotation, cellular component: preribosome, large subunit precursor; nucleolus. Gene Ontology annotation, biological process: maturation of LSU-rRNA; maturation of 5.8S rRNA.
UAAAUACAGCCAUGCCCGUUCUCAAGCUUCUCUCUGCCGUCCGCCAUGCAGUACCGGAUCAACGACUCUAACAGGAUGCAGGCUGCGGCAACGCGACAGAACGUCGCUGCCCACACAUUUCCGAACAAAGUGAGAAAAGCGAGGAUACAGGAGGGCCGUCCGAAACAAAUACCUCACACUUUAGAGAGUUUACGAGAAAAGGAUGAGACUACGAUCGUAGGUGAUUUGGAAGAUGCCGACAACUUGGAGCUCAAAGUCGAGUGUCAAAAUGACGAAUUCGCUGCGUAUUACCGGCAGGAUUACGAACCUAAAGUUCUUAUCACUUACGCCGAUAAUCCGAACAGGAAAACACGAAUUUUCGGCAGGGAGCUCACAAGGAUGAUACCGAACUCUAUUUCUUUAUACAGAAAUCGUUCCGGCGUUAAGAAAAUAGUGAGGAGUGCCAUCACCAAGAAUUUUACAGACAUAAUAAUCGUCAAUGAGGAUCAAUGCAAACCUAAUGGAAUGUUGGUGAUACAUCUUCCGGAUGGUCCUACUGCACACUUUAAGCUCAGUAAUGUUAAGAUCACAACAGAAUUGAAGCGUAGUCACAAGGAAAUCACAGAACAUAGACCAGAAGUUAUUAUAAAUAAUUUCACUACACGUCUAGGUUUCACUGUUGCCAGAAUGCUUGGUGCAUUAUUUCACUAUCAACCACAAUUCAAAGGAAGAAGAGUCGUAACAUUUCACAAUCAGAGAGAUUAUAUAUUUUUCAGACAUCAUAGGUACGAAUUUAAUCUUAAAAAUGGAAAACCAAGAUUGCGUGAAUUGGGUCCACGAUUUACUCUGAGAUUAAAAUCACUGCAACAUGGAACAUUUGACAGUAAAUAUGGUGAUUACGAAUGGAUUAUACAAGGCCGGAGGCAUGAUAUGGAGACUAGCAGAAGAAAGUUUUUCUUAUAAUUUCCCUGUAUUGUUAUACAUAUCCUGCAAGAUAUGAUACUAUUUCAGUCAGAUCAGAUGAGGUCAGGUGGUCAGGAAAGGAAUCAAUCAUACAAUUAUGUUGUAUAAAUGUACAAAUAAACUAUAUUAACUCUUAUAUAAAAAUGUUAUAUCAAUA